AUGCCGGCCAUCAGCAGUCGCGAGUGGAUGACCCUCGCCAAGCUGGAAGAUAUCUCUGCAAACCAACGCAAGGAUUUACCGAAGGAUCAGGUGUACCUUCGCGAGCUGACCGCCGAGGAGGUAGCCUACACGGACAUGGGCGGCUACAAAGGGCGAGUCUUCGAACGCAAGAACGUCAAGAUCUCCAUCGAGACCGUUCCUGAUGAGCGACCCAAAAUCGUCGAGACUAUUCCUGAUCACGGGUCACCUAAAGCUGCCAAGCCCGUUCUAAUUGAUAUCACGGAGUGGAGGGCAGCAUUUCAAAACGUUGGCUCCAACCUUCGACCACCUUCUGCUUUCGACGAGAACGCCAUCAACAUGUUGCUACGACAAGCGCUCCGAAACAGCCACGCACUGCGUUCGCAGCUGCCACGUUCGAUUGAGGCUUCAACGCUACGUUCCAGCCACCCCCUAGCGACGGUACCAGUAUGCAUCCGAUUCGCAUCGACUGAGGCGCCAGCUGCGGGCGAGGAUGCAGAGGCGGCGCUGCUGGCCAAGGUCAAAUCCGGCAUCAAGGAGGCGAUGAAGGCCAAGGACUCGCUCACGUCGACGGUGCUGCGCUCCAUCGUGUCCGAGCACCAGUACUCAUCCAAGCAGAAGGGCAACCAGGUGUCCAAGGUUUCGAAGCUCGUCACAAAGGCCAUCAAGCGUCGUCAAGAUACCGCCAAGCAGUUCCGUGCUGCCAAACCGCCGCGCGAGGACCUCGCAGAGCAGGAAGAAAAGGAGGCAGCAGUGCUCGAGAAGUUCCUCUCAGAGACCAAACCCGGCUGGGAGUUCUCCGCAGCUUCUCUACACAACAUGUCACGACACCGCGCCGUGCGCAAUCUCGAUCUCGACGAGGAGCUCGCAGAAGACGACUACUACGACGAGGAUCCCUAUGAGAAUCUCUCGCCAGAGGACAAUGAUGCGAUGAUCGAGGCAUAUUCGCAAACGCUCGACGUGCUUGGACCCACGAGCACCAACGGGUUCACGGAGCGCGAGAUCAAAGACGUCCUGUGGGACGCCUACUUUGACGUCGACACCGCAGUCACACAGCUCGUCGAAGAAAAGAGCAGGCGCGAAGCCAAGGCCGAACGCGAGCGUCAAAAACAAGCAGGCGCCUCCGCGCUGCCUGACGACGAUGGUGCAACCGUUGAGGCUUUCAAGGCGCUGUCAUUGCAGAGGGAUCGAAGAGCUGAGAUCCGUGCAGGACGCGGCAUGUCAAGAGGACGCGCCCAGGGACUUCGAGGGCUCGCGACCGGCGGUCGAUCCGGCAUGGCCAAGCGCAACCUCGCCGGGUUGGCACCGGAUUUUGUGCGAGAUGCGCAGCCUCCAGCUGCCUCAGCUCCGCAGAAGCCGCUGUCCAAACUCUCGGCGUUGGCAGCACGCUCUAGCGCCAAGCGCCCAGCCGAAGCUCCUCCCGCGAAUGCUGCAGAACGGCCGCGCCCUGCAUCACCGGCUCCGAGCGCUUCCUCUGCUUCAAAUCCUGCCCCUGUGGCUGGCACUAGCCGCCCCAGCAAGCUCGCCGCCCUUGCAGCCGCGCGCAAUGCUUCGGCGUCGUCGGGCGUCAAACCAGCGCCCGUGCAAUCGCAGAAGGCGGUCGAAGCUGUCCCGACAGAGACGGCUCCCAAGCCGCUUUCGAAGCUGCAGCAGCGUAUGGCGGCCAACCGUCAGCAGCGUGAGGCGGCAACGCCAGAAGCAAUCGAGGCGGCGGCAGCGGCAGCUGCAGAAGAGGAAGCCCAGGCUCGCCCGCAGACGUGCUAUGGCUCGGAUCUGCCCAUCUCGUCCCUGUUCCCUACCGAGCCAUCCGCUUCCGGCGCGCACUCGGAUGGGCGCGAGACGUCCCGCGCGUUCAUGGCGCCCGUCAGUGCCAUCGCCGGGUCAGCGAAGGACGCAACGGACCAGCUUGUGGCGCCACUAGAGCGGCUCAAGCCUGUACCUGGCGGAUCGCCGUUUGCCAUCUAUAGCCACGCCGCGGCGGAUGAUGCGUCGCCACAGAUCGAGCUCGUCAGGAAGGCGUUUGCUGGACCGAGCCCUGAUGACGUCGUGAUGAAGGCCCGCGAAGGCACACGGCUUGGUGCCAAAUGA
Moesziomyces aphidis is the source of this 2106-nucleotide messenger RNA. Lineage: Eukaryota; Fungi; Basidiomycota; Ustilaginomycetes; Ustilaginales; Ustilaginaceae. The record is from the annotation of a GenBank genome assembly.